Molecule: messenger RNA, 1109 nt
Organism: Lobosporangium transversale
Lineage: Eukaryota; Fungi; Mortierellomycota; Mortierellomycetes; Mortierellales; Mortierellaceae
Product: cyclin-dependent kinase 3-like protein
Exons: 7
Coding region: 145-1062 (305 amino acids)
Biological process (GO): regulation of gene expression; regulation of G2/M transition of mitotic cell cycle; protein phosphorylation
Cellular component (GO): cytoplasm; cyclin-dependent protein kinase holoenzyme complex; nucleus
Molecular function (GO): cyclin-dependent protein serine/threonine kinase activity; cyclin binding; ATP binding
Source: RefSeq, a predicted model, not a curated record
CUUUUCCUUCUUUUCUUUCUCUCUUUCUUCUAUUCCUCUUUCUUUAAUCUCUUCUCACCACCCCACUAAUUCUCCUACUCUUCAUAUCUCUUACUCUACUAUCUUUUUAUUACGUAACGACAGUAACGUUUAAUAAGCACGGCAAUGGAUGCCUAUCAAAAGAUUGAAAAGAUCGGCGAGGGUACUUAUGGGAUCGUCUACAAAGCAACUGAAAAGGCGACAGGUCGGCUAGUGGCCUUAAAAAAGAUCCGUCUCGAAAACGAAGAUGAAGGAGUCCCGAGUACUGCAGUCAGGGAAAUAUCUUUACUAAAGGAAUUGAGGCAUGAUCACGUCGUCCAACUCCUUGAUAUUAUUCAUGAUGAGAACCGAUUAUAUCUUGUUUUCGAGUUCUUGGAUCUCGACCUAAAGAAAUAUAUGGAUACACUCCCUACUACCACCGUCCCGGGGCUGCCACUUGAUCAGGUCAAGGAGUAUUUAUACCAGCUUAUCAGGGGUGUUGAAUACUGCCAUGCUCGUCGUGUCCUUCACCGCGAUCUCAAGCCACAAAAUCUUUUAAUUGAUGGGUCGAGGGGUCUUAAACUUGCAGAUUUUGGCCUUGCAAGAGCCUUCAGUAUACCAUUGAGGCCGUACACACACGAAGUAGUGACACUAUGGUACAGAGCACCAGAGAUCCUUAUGGGGGCACGGCAUUAUUCAACAGCAGUGGACAUGUGGAGCGUCGGUUGCAUCUUUGCAGAAAUGGUUUUGAAAAAGCCGCUUUUUCCGGGUGACUCGGAAAUUGAUGAACUAUUCAGGAUAUUUAGGCUGCGUGGGACACCUACCGAAGAAAUAUGGCCUGGGAUUAGCCAAUUGAAAGACUGGACAUCUUCAUUCCCACACUGGCACCGACAACCACUCGAAAAAGCGCUACCUACACUCUGCCCUGAUGGGAUUGAUCUGCUAGGGCGGAUGAUUGAAUAUGAUCCUGCUAGGAGGAUUUCUGCAAAGCGAGCGUUAUUACAUCCUUAUUUUGACGGUAUCAGACGCCCACAACAACACAGAAUGGCCAUUCGAUCUCGUUAAGGCACCUGAAAUUGCAAUUGAGUAGUUGUUGUCUGGAAGUUCAGAGG